Molecule: messenger RNA, 327 nt
Organism: Cetraspora pellucida
Lineage: Eukaryota; Fungi; Glomeromycota; Glomeromycetes; Diversisporales; Gigasporaceae
Source: the annotation of a GenBank genome assembly
AUGAACACAGAAAAUGAAAACAUUGUAAUGCAAAAUGAAACAACAUCAGACACAGAGAUGUCAACAAGCAACAAUGAACAAGAAAAAUCAACUAAGGACAAGCCAAAUAUGAAACAUAAAAAUGUACCAGUAGACUCACUUGCAAGUCUGUACAACAAUGUAUGGGCAAACAAUACUAAUUCUAUAAAUAAAAAGAAUGAACAAGGUUUUAUGAUAGUUUUCAGAAAAAAGUAUAGAAAUAAAAGCAAAAUCGCAAUCCUAAAAGUGGGAAGAACUACAGUCUUAGAGACAUCAGCUCUCUAUACAAAAGCCAGAGAACUGCAAUAG